Molecule: messenger RNA, 2176 nt
Organism: Trichomycterus rosablanca
Lineage: Eukaryota; Metazoa; Chordata; Actinopteri; Siluriformes; Trichomycteridae
Product: zinc finger protein 850-like
Exons: 3
Biological process (GO): regulation of DNA-templated transcription
Molecular function (GO): RNA polymerase II cis-regulatory region sequence-specific DNA binding; DNA-binding transcription factor activity, RNA polymerase II-specific
Source: RefSeq, a predicted model, not a curated record
UGUGGGAAGAGCUUCAAGUUCCAGAGUGUGCUCAAAAGACACCAGCGCAUUCACACAGUAGAGAAACCGUAUCAGUGCGCACAGUGUGUGAAGAGUUUUAAUACACAGAGUAAUCUUGAAGUACACCAGCACAUGCACACUGGAGAGAAACCGUAUCAGUGCUCACAGUGUGGAAAGCAUUUUAAUAGACAGAGUCAUCUCAAAAGACACCAGCGCAUUCACACUGGGGAGAAACCAUAUCAGUGUUCACAGUGUGGAAAGAGUUUUAAUAUACAGAGUAAUCUCAAAACACACCAGCACAUUCACACUGGAGAGAAACCGUAUCAGUGCUCACAGUGUGGAAAGCAUUUUAAUAGACAGAGUCAUCUCAAAAGACACCAGCGCAUUCACACAGGAGAGAAACCAUAUCAGUGCUCACAGUGUGGAAAGAGUUUUAAUGGACAGAGUUGUCUCAAAAGACACCAGCGCAUUCACACUGGAGAGAAACCGUAUCAGUGCUCACAGUGUGGAAAGAGUUUUAAUGGACAGAGUCAUCUCAAAAGACACCAGCGCAUUCACACUGGAGAAAAACUGUAUCAGUGCUCACAGUGUGGAAAGAGUUUUAAUGGACAGAGUGCUCUGAAGAGACACCAGCACAUUCACACUGGAGAGAAUCCAUAUCAGUGCUCACAGUGUGGAAAGAGUUUUAAUAGACAGACUAAUCUCAAAAUACACCAGCGCAUUCACACUGGAGUAAAACCAUAUCAGUGCUCACAGUGUGGAAAGAGUUUUAAUCGAAAGAGUGCUCUCAAUACACACAAGCGCAUUCACACUGGAGAGAAACCGUAUCAGUGCUCACAGUGUGGAAAGAGUUUUAAUGGACAGAGUGAUCUAAAAAGACACCAGAACACUCACACGGGAGAGAAACCGUAUCAGUGCUCACAGUGUGGAAAGAGUUUUAAUAUACCGAGUCAUCUCAAAAUACAUCAGCGCAUUCACACUGGAGAGAAACCGUAUAAAUGCUCACAAUGUGGGAAGAGUUUUCUUAGACAGAGUGAGCUCAAAAUACACCAGCGCAUUCACACUGGAGAGAAACCAUAUCAGUGCUCACAGUGUGGGAAACGUUUUAAUAGACAGAGUGAUCUAAAAAAACACCAGCGCAUUCACACUGGCGAAAAACCAUAUCAGUGCUCACAGUGUGGGAAGCGUUUUAAUACACAGAGUAAGCUCAAAACACACCAGCGCAUUCACACUGGAGAGAAACCAUAUCAGUGCUCACAAUGUGGAAAGAGUUUUAAUACAAAGUGUGAGCUCAAAAUACACCAGCGCAUUCACACUGGAGAGAAACCGUAUCAGUGCUCACUCUGUGGGAAAAGUUUUAAUCAACAGACUCAUUUCAAAACACACCAGCACAUUCACAGUGGAGAGAAACCAUAUCAGUGCUCACAGUGUGGAAGGGGUUUUAAUACAAAGAGUGAUUUGAAAAAACACCAGCACAUUCACUCUGGAGAGAAACCAUAUCAGUGUUCACAGUGUGGAAAGAGUUUUAAUCAACAGAGUAAUCUCAAAAGACACCAGCACAUUCACACUGGAGAGAAAACGUUUCAGUGCUCACAGUGUGGUAAGGGUUUUAUUACAAAGAGUGAUCUCAUAACCCACCAGCGCAUUCACACUGGAGAGAAACCGUAUCAGUGUUCACAGUGUGGAAAGAGUUUUAAUACAAAGAGUGUGGUUAAAAUACACCAGCGCAUUCACACUGGAGAGAAACCAUAUCAGUGCUCACAGUGUGGGAAGAGUUUUAAUCAAAAGAGUCAUAUCAAAAUCCACCAGCGCAUUCACACUGGAGAGAAACCGUAUCAGUGCUCACAAUGUGAAAAGAGUUUUACUAGACAGAGUGAGCUCAAAAUCCACCAGCGCAUUCACAGUGGAGAGAAACCGUAUCAGUGCUCACAAUGUGGGAAGAGCUUUAAUACAAAGAGUGCUCUUAAAAGACACCAGGGCAUUCACACUGGAGAGAAACAUUAGCUGCAUCCAGAGUUGCAUACUAACAGAGUCUGUACUAGAUUGGAGGAAGUACGCAGCGCUUUCAGUACAGAAGUGUGCAGUAUGCACACAACACUAGGGGUGGGCAAUAUGGCCUUUAAAAAAUAUCACUCGCGAUACAAAAGAACACUUUUGUUUUGCAGACACUCAGGAA